AUGGUGCAGGUAAUUCAGAUCCACUACUUGGCCACACAAUUGGCAGGCGACCUGAGUACCUACGACUUGGGCAGGACAGCAACCAUACAAGUUAGAACGAAGGAGACAAUCGACUCCAAGAUCUCAAGGCUCGCUGUGAUUUUACUACGAGGUUUGUAG
Plenodomus lingam JN3 is the source of this 159-nucleotide messenger RNA. RefSeq lists its product as uncharacterized. The record is from RefSeq and is a predicted model, not a curated record. NCBI's taxonomy places the organism in Eukaryota, Fungi, Ascomycota, Dothideomycetes, Pleosporales, Leptosphaeriaceae.